Messenger RNA from Aspergillus candidus, 521 nucleotides. RefSeq lists its product as uncharacterized. The record is from RefSeq and is a predicted model, not a curated record. Bases 303 to 491 code for a protein of 62 amino acids. Lineage: Eukaryota; Fungi; Ascomycota; Eurotiomycetes; Eurotiales; Aspergillaceae. The transcript has a single exon.
UUUCACUCUUUCGCUUUAUUCCUUUUUACUUCUAUUCUUUUUUUUUUUUUUAUAUAUUUAUAAAAAAAUUUUUCUCUUUCAUUCUUUUAUUUUUAUAUCUCCUUUGAUUUUUACUUCUUUUCGUCUCGUACCAUAACAUAUCACGCCAUUGAAGAAGACUCAAAUCUUAAGCCACAACCGCUGGUCAUCAACUGACAACCCCCCGAGACCGGGUGGGCCGAUACUGGGCACGCUGCGGCGGAAGCCGGAUAGUGGUCAACCGCCAGGCCUUAUCAUAACAAGUCCUUGAUGGUCUAGUGGUUAUGAUUUCCGCUUGUCAAGAAUUCCUUACAAGCGCGGGAGACCAGGGUUCGAUUCCCUGUCAGGGAGUUUCUUUUUGCUUUGCUGCUAUAUUUGUAGUUUUUUUUACUUCCUCAUUUCUCUUGUUUUCCCUGGUCACUGAGCUGGAGUUAAUUGCGAGAUGCCAAGAUACCUUAGUUGUAGAUAAUUAGUGUGAUGACUGCGUAACAAUAUGUAUGUCC